Sinocyclocheilus grahami is the source of this 1874-nucleotide messenger RNA. RefSeq names its product polyubiquitin-B. The transcript has 2 exons. Gene Ontology annotation, molecular function: protein binding. Bases 89 to 1696 code for a protein of 535 amino acids. The record is from RefSeq and is a predicted model, not a curated record. Lineage: Eukaryota; Metazoa; Chordata; Actinopteri; Cypriniformes; Cyprinidae.
GCGUCCGGCUUCAGCCGCAGAUUUUCUACGAAGAAACGACGCGUAUAACUUCAGAGGCAUUUUCAGAGUCAACAAGCUUUUUUUAAAGAUGCAGAUCUUUGUCAAAACCCUCACUGGUAAGACCAUCACCCUUGAGGUUGAGCCAAGCGACACCAUUGAGAACGUCAAGGCUAAGAUCCAGGACAAAGAAGGCAUUCCCCCUGACCAGCAGAGGUUGAUCUUUGCCGGCAAACAGCUGGAAGAUGGCCGCACAUUGUCUGACUACAACAUCCAGAAAGAGUCCACCUUGCAUCUUGUGCUGCGUCUCAGGGGAGGCAUGCAGAUCUUCGUCAAGACCUUGACGGGCAAGACCAUCACCCUUGAGGUUGAGCCAAGCGACACCAUUGAGAACGUCAAGGCUAAGAUCCAGGACAAAGAAGGCAUUCCCCCUGACCAGCAGAGGUUGAUCUUUGCCGGCAAACAGCUGGAAGAUGGCCGCACAUUGUCUGACUACAACAUCCAGAAAGAGUCCACCUUGCAUCUUGUGCUGCGUCUCAGGGGAGGCAUGCAGAUCUUCGUCAAGACCUUGACAGGCAAGACCAUCACCCUUGAGGUUGAGCCAAGCGACACCAUUGAGAACGUCAAGGCUAAGAUCCAGGACAAAGAAGGCAUUCCCCCUGACCAGCAGAGGUUGAUCUUUGCCGGUUUGCCGGCAGAAGAUGGCCGCACAUUGUCUGACUACAACAUCCAGAAAGAGUCCACCUUGCAUCUUGUGCUGCGUCUCAGCGUCUCAGUGCAGAUCUUCGUCAAGACCUUGACAGGCAAGACCAUCACCCUUGAGGUUGAGCCAAGCGACACCAUUGAGAACGUCAAGGCUAAGAUCCAGGACAAAGAAGGCAUUCCCCCUGACCAGCAGAGGUUGAUCUUUGCCGGCAAACAGCUGGAAGAUGGCCGCACAUUGUCUGACUACAACAUCCAGAAAGAGUCCACCUUGCAUCUUGUGCUGCGUCUCAGGGGAGGCAUGCAGAUCUUCGUCAAGACCUUGACAGGCAAGACCAUCACCCUUGAGGUUGAGCCAAGCGACACCAUUGAGAACGUCAAGGCUAAGAUCCAGGACAAAGAAGGCAUUCCCCCUGACCAGCAGAGGUUGAUCUUUGCCGGCAAACAGCUGGAAGAUGGCCGCACAUUGUCUGACUACAACAUCCAGAAAGAGUCCACCUUGCAUCUUGUGCUGCGUCUCAGGGGAGGCAUGCAGAUCUUCGUCAAGACCUUGACAGGCAAGACCAUCACCCUUGAGGUUGAGCCAAGCGACACCAUUGAGAACGUCAAGGCUAAGAUCCAGGACAAAGAAGGCAUUCCCCCUGACCAGCAGAGGUUGAUCUUUGCCGGCAAACAGCUGGAAGAUGGCCGCACAUUGUCUGACUACAACAUCCAGAAAGAGUCCACCUUGCAUCUUGUGCUGCGUCUCAGGGGAGGCAUGCAGAUCUUCGUCAAGACCUUGACAGGCAAGACCAUCACCCUUGAGGUUGAGCCAAGCGACACCAUUGAGAACGUCAAGGCUAAGAUCCAGGACAAAGAAGGCAUUCCCCCUGACCAGCAGAGGUUGAUCUUUGCCGGCAAACAGCUGGAAGAUGGUCGCACAUUGUCUGACUACAACAUCCAAAAAGAGUCCACCUUGCAUCUGGUGUUGCGUCUCAGGGGAGGUUCAGAUAUUUAAACUGAAAAUAUCAGGGAUGGACAUUUGAUUAUUUCAGUAUCCCCUGCUCAUGCACUCACCACUUUUCUCCCCUCUUCUCUCCAUACUUUUAUUACUGAAUCCCAUCACAUUUUAUUGCUAUGUUUUUCCACCUGUUUGUUUUUGUUCAAAAUGACAAAAUAAAAGCAUUGAAAUGUAA